UGAAAGAAUGCCUUCACUGUAAAAAAAAAAAAAAAAAAAAAAAAAACACAGAGAGCAGUGCAUUCAGCGACAGAGGGAGAGAGAUCUAGAGAGAGAGAGAGAGAGAGAGGAAUGGAAACAGAGUAAGAGGGAAGAGGGUUAGCCUACUACUACUGCACAUAAACCCAGAUUUGAUCAAACUUGUGUUCAGUAAGACGGCAGAAAACUUACCCAGAUCAAACCGACUCGGUCUGAACCAUCAAACACACUUGUUGAGUUAAUGCAACUGAGAAAAAAAAACUUGCGGAACUUGACACGCGUUUGGAUGAGUAUGCAGACUUAUGAGCGGCGUUAGUAUAAAUGCAUUUGCCUUUCAGAAGUUAAUGCGCAUUUACUGAAGGGACGGAUCCGGUUUAUAUGAGGUGCAGACAAUUUGCAAAUGACGGACUGUGUAAAAAUUGUCUUGUUCAAUUUCAGGUGAUCGGAAGUAAAAAAUAAAAUAAAAUCGAACCUGUGGAUUAAACAAAGGAGGAGUUUGGACAUUUUUUGAACUUUCGUGCUCUUUGUAUCGGUGAGUGCAUGAACGUUUGCUAAAAGAAAUUAAAACGAUGGAAGUAAGUCCGGAGCAGCCCCGCUGGAUGACCCAUCAUCACCCGGUCAUUAACGGCCAGCAUCCCGAGACACACCACCCGGGACUCGGACACUCCUACAUGGACCCAUCGCAGUAUUCCCUCACGGAAGAUGUGGAUGUAUUGUUUAAUAUCGACGGACAGAGCAACCACCCGUACUACGGGAACUCGGUUCGGGCCGUGCAGAGAUACCCACCGCCACCUCACAGUAGUCAGGUGUGUCGCCCAUCAUUGCUACAUGGCUCUCUGCCUUGGCUUGAUGGAAGUAAAGGCAUCGGCCCUCAUCACAGUACCUCACCCUGGAACCUUGGCCCCUUCCCCAAGACCUCCCUGCACCACAGUUCCCCUGGUCCUCUGUCCGUCUACCCCCCAGCUUCGUCCUCCUCUCUGUCUGGUGGCCACUCCAGCCCACAUCUCUUCACCUUUCCCCCCACUCCACCCAAAGAUGUGUCCCCUGACCCGGCCAUUUCCACGUCAGGCUCUGGCUCGUCUUUACGGCACGAGGACAAAGAGUGCAUUAAGUACCAGGUGUCUCUGGCCGAGAGCAUGAAGCUGGAUUCGGCUCAUAGUCGGAGCAUGGCCUCGAUCGGAGCGGGCGCAUCCUCCGCGCACCACCCCAUCGCCACUUACCCUUCCUAUGUGUCCGAUUACGGGCCGGGGCUCUUCCCACCAAGUAGCCUGAUAGGUGGGUCCUCUUCUAGUUAUGGUUCCAAAACGAGACCAAAAACAAGGUCCUGUUCAGAGGGUAGAGAAUGUGUUAACUGCGGGGCCACCUCAACUCCUCUGUGGCGAAGGGAUGGCACCGGUCACUAUUUGUGUAACGCCUGCGGACUGUACCACAAGAUGAACGGACAGAACCGACCCCUCAUCAAACCCAAGCGCAGGCUGUCUGCUGCCAGACGAGCAGGGACCUCAUGUGCAAACUGUCAAACGACCACGACGACACUGUGGCGGAGAAAUGCGAAUGGCGAUCCUGUCUGUAACGCCUGUGGCCUCUAUUACAAAUUACACAAUAUCAACCGACCACUCACCAUGAAGAAGGAGGGCAUCCAGACCCGUAACAGGAAGAUGUCCAGCAAGUCCAAGAAGAGCAAAAAGUCCCAUGACAGCAUGGAGGAUUUCUCCAAAAGCUUGAUGGAAAAGAACAGUUCCUUCAGCCCAGCCGCCCUCUCACGUCACAUGACCUCAUUCCCUCCUUUCUCACACACCGGCCACAUGUUGACCACACCCACCCCAAUGCACCCCUCCUCCAGCUUGCCCUUCGCCCCACACCACCCAUCCAGUAUGGUCACAGCGAUGGGCUAGAGCACUCUGCUACCUCCAACCACCCAAUCUCCAGACGGUGGACAUUUUAAAGCACCGUUACCUUGAAGCCUCUCAUCUGCCACAAUCCUCCGACCUUGAACCAGCUGGUGCUCUGUCUGAGCCCCCAAAUUCCUUCCCCUUGGUAUGGUCUGCUUAAAACCCUCUACCCCAAAUCCUGACGGAGAGACAGUGAGAACGAAAGAGAAAAGACUAUGACUUUCUUCAUCGCCCUCCAAUCGUGAAACCUUUCGCCAACCUUCAUUUGUGUACAAAUGCCAUCUUUCCAGUGGACAUCGCCAGCUCGAGCAUCAAGGCAGAGACAUUACGAGACUUUAAAACUAUCCCCGUUCUUCUUCUCAACAUCUCCUCUUCUUCAUCCCUGUGAGACAGGACCUCCCUGAGCUGUGAAUGAUGACAGGAGAGGAACUCUGCAUAUAUUUGUAAAAAUUGUCUGAAAUACAUUUAAUGAAGACUUUUUAAAGAGCAAAUGGAGAGGAAAUGCCCACGGGCAGCUAACUGAUAAGAAGGGUACGACUCAAACCUGGAAAGAUGCGGAGAUGCAGCCACAAUUUCUUCCAAGUUACGAGAAAAGUAGGGAAAUAAGGGAGGAAAAGUAGAGGAAAUGGUGUGUAAUGCAUUAAAACUUGUAGUCAAGUCUGUUUCGCAGAUUACCAGCUACUCUUCUGGAUGUGUUAUAGGUCUUGGGCAAUUGGUUUGUGUUAACACACUUACAUAAAACACACACACACACACACACACACACACACACACACCUGAAAGACUUCUUUGGGCCCAGGUUAUAUGCAUUGUGAAAAAAAGUUCCUGUAUUUGUUAUUUGUAUGUAUAAUUCAGAGUACCAAAAAUACGAAAGAAACAAAGAUGUAGAAUUAUUUCUUUAUGUAAUGCAGACUGAAUGGUUGUACAAAUUUAAUAAUCAUUAGUGUAAAAAGACUUGCUUUUUGUUGCGUAUUUUUUUCCUCAUUGAAAGAAUAAACUAGUUUAAUCUCUGUUGACAUCACACAAGAAUGUAAUGGAGAGAGCUUUUGUAUGCGUUCGUGUGCAUGUGUGCACGUCCUGUAUAUGUGUGCGCAUGAGAGUGAGUUUUUGUGGGUGUAUGUCUCUGCAUACGUGUGAUAUCUGACACAUGGCCUUCUUAAGCCACAAGGACACCUCUAGAUUUACCCAUAAUGCUUCUGUCUGC
This is a messenger RNA of Myxocyprinus asiaticus (Chinese sucker), 3114 nucleotides long. RefSeq names its product transcription factor GATA-3. The coding region runs from base 588 to 1913 and encodes 441 amino acids. Gene Ontology annotation, molecular function: RNA polymerase II cis-regulatory region sequence-specific DNA binding; zinc ion binding; DNA-binding transcription factor activity, RNA polymerase II-specific. The transcript is spliced from 5 exons. Lineage: Eukaryota; Metazoa; Chordata; Actinopteri; Cypriniformes; Catostomidae. Gene Ontology annotation, cellular component: nucleus. Gene Ontology annotation, biological process: cell fate commitment; regulation of epithelial cell differentiation; negative regulation of transcription by RNA polymerase II. The record is from RefSeq and is a predicted model, not a curated record.